Prunus armeniaca (apricot) is the source of this 396-nucleotide messenger RNA. NCBI's taxonomy places the organism in Eukaryota, Viridiplantae, Streptophyta, Magnoliopsida, Rosales, Rosaceae. The record is from the annotation of a GenBank genome assembly.
AUGCUCGUGUUGCUUCUGGUGACGUGCUCAAGUGGAUUGCGUGGUUCGUUCUUGCUGUUCGACAUGAUUGGAGGGGGGGGAGGGUCGAGUCGGCACGCUGCUAUCGCUGCAGGGCAUGGCGGAGCUGAGCCCCGCCGCCAACUGCCGGUUGUCAAGGCCGGUGCACUGACGCUGUUUGCGGUGCUGGGGUAUUCCUCAGGCGGUGACCUUCAGUAUCCCUUUGCUCUGGCAUCCAUAUUUUCUAGCACUUCUGGUGCAGGCCAAGGGCUUUCUUUGGGAGUCUUAAACCUUGCAAUGUCAUACCACAGGCGGAAUUUACCAGCGUUUAUUGCGGGAGCCGUAGCAGCUGUAGCAAGUGGAGUAUUGGCUCUCUCUAUGUUCCAUCUCCGCCGGUGA